AUGUCUUCGAUAUUGGAUGAGUUGGUAAUGGAGGAUGUUGCACUGCAUUGUCCUGUUGACUUCAUUGAGUACCAUAAGUGUAUCUCGAAGAAGGAUGAAGGAGAAGAUUGCAGUAUUUUACAAACAAAAUUAGCUACAUGUAUAAAGACUAAAGUGCCCUCGAUGCAGAAAAUCUUGAACAACUGCAGCGACAAGAUGACUAGCUAUCAAGAUUGCAUAAUGAAGAACAGAGAGUCCCGAACGAUCAAUGAGAAUUGUUUGGGAAUUCUUGAUGAAUUAAGAGAAUGCGCCCGGAAACAAGUUGCCCAUGAUCCAUUGCCAAUCAAUGAAAUGAAAUUACGUAAAAUCGACAAUGAGCUCAACCCAAAAUAG
Messenger RNA from Tetrapisispora phaffii CBS 4417, 372 nucleotides. It is a transcript of the gene MIX14, whose product is annotated as Mix14p. The transcript has a single exon. NCBI's taxonomy places the organism in Eukaryota, Fungi, Ascomycota, Saccharomycetes, Saccharomycetales, Saccharomycetaceae. Bases 1 to 372 code for a protein of 123 amino acids. The record is from RefSeq and is a predicted model, not a curated record.